This is a messenger RNA of Pochonia chlamydosporia 170, 1593 nucleotides long. RefSeq lists its product as hypothetical. The coding region runs from base 1 to 1593 and encodes 530 amino acids. Lineage: Eukaryota; Fungi; Ascomycota; Sordariomycetes; Hypocreales; Clavicipitaceae. The transcript has 7 exons. The record is from RefSeq and is a predicted model, not a curated record.
AUGUGCUCGGACACAUGUUCGUUCACCCUGGAAACUUGGAGGUAUCUACUCUGUACCCUCAUGUCUGUGCUCCUGGUGUCUCUUGUGAGUCGCCGAAAGUUCUCUUGUGAAUUGUGUUUAAGCUGUGGCGCCGAGGUAAUCGAGCAUUAUCCACGUGUCGCUAAAUCAUCCUUUGGCGGCAUGUCCCGUUCCGUAUCUGGCAAUAUGGUGAAUAGAGAGGGCGGGUUGGAGAUGUAUGUGUGCAGGGUGCAAAGUUAUUCUUACCAGACCUGGAGACAUAGCUCCUCCAUGUGCACUCAUGCAGCAGGAUGCCAAAUUUCCAAGGACAGCCGAAGCCCCAGUCGAAAUAGCCAGGGACGUGGAUGGAUGUUCGAAUUGAGGUUCAGCCCGGGCCCAGCUUGGCUGCUCCGUACCUGGGGACACAAGGUUGGAUUUGAAUCCGUAACCUGGCUGCUGGUUGAGCCUGGUCUGGGGUGUGCAGAGGUUUACUCUGCUUGCUCGGGCCAAGUUGCACCUGGGAAAACGUUUUGCAGGGUCGACCCAGUCUCUUGGGACCGGUUGACAGCGUACAGGGAGAGGUGCCAUGUGAGACGAGGUGGCUGGACGCAAGACAGCAGGCAGGGCCACUCGACAAAAUACAUGGUACUCCGUAUAUUGGGUUGCGUGGACAGGCCUGGUGCGAAUGGGAACUUUAGAAUGGGAUGGCGGAGUGAAUGCAGGGAGCUCAAGCUUGAUUGUGUUUCAAAGCAUGGAGAUGAACCGGUAAGCCGGAGACGUGAACCACCAUUAACCAGACACAUGACAGAUGAGAGCCAACCAGACCACAUGGCAAGAGCAAUGGGUGUGACCUGUGUGUAUCCAUCCGUCUGUCAGAAGAGGUCAUCGGCAAGAGCAUUUGCUUGUUCCUUCCCAAUGGAUCGCCAGUGGACACGCCCCCACGUGGCUGGCUAUUAUUGUCAAGCACUCGAUACCUAUUCCUCCGUUCACUUUGUGCUGUUGUCUCAUAGCCUACCAUGUCAUGCUUUUGAAUUUUUGGUGCAUUCAAAGCGAACUCAGAUCUAUGUCCAUUUCGAGGGUUCACAAAUGACCCGAAAAGAGCCUAUCUAUCGGAGAUUCGUUUCCAAUUUCAGAUACAGUCAACAAACCUAUAAUUACAUGGCCCUGCAACAACCACAUGCAAACUCUGACCAUGGCAUAGCCCUGCUCCUUGGGUACACAAGGCUAUUUGGUACGAUUCCACAUUGCCGCUCACUUAAGCGUCCCAACAACCAGACAGUUCCGCACUUCAUACAUCGCUCGACCCUUGAAAUCACAGUGUCAGGCCGACUGAAGCCCCGAUCCUUGAACCCUGUGCGAAUGGGUUGGGCGUUUCGAACCCACUUGGCUAGUAACAAGACCCCUAAAGACAAUACAAGACGAAGCGAGAGUCAAAUGGGCCGCGCAUUGCACAAAGCUUUGGCUCAUAAGAAGAAGCCCGUGAUCAUUUUUGCUGGAGCUCAACUACGGACUCCGCUUGCAAUGCUUACACUCAACCACCUUACAGCCAGAGUCAGACAUUUGCCGUUGUCUGUCAACAACAGUGGCACCAGGUAA